Physella acuta is the source of this 3162-nucleotide messenger RNA. RefSeq names its product growth/differentiation factor 8. Gene Ontology annotation, molecular function: growth factor activity; cytokine activity. The record is from RefSeq and is a predicted model, not a curated record. Gene Ontology annotation, cellular component: extracellular region. NCBI's taxonomy places the organism in Eukaryota, Metazoa, Mollusca, Gastropoda, Physidae.
UCGGAUACCAGACAGAGGGGCACUUGAGUCACACACGACUGCCUAGCGUCGCCUGAACAGAUCCAGAGAACAGGUGCUGUGUUCCUCAACAUGUCGGCACCAACUUUAUACGCUGUCGCCACCGUCUUACUUUCUCUGUGUUUCUUUUAUAAUCAUUCGCUUCUCGCCAAGUCUAUCAACGACACGGAGUUUCAAGACCUGCUAUGCAAUGGUACCAAUGAUUCUUUGUACUGUCCCAACAGCGUGCUGAGCGCCACACCAGCGGAAAGUGGACAAAAUGUCUCAAUUGUGUUAGAUGUCGUACAUGAAGAUGGACAAAAUGUAUCAAUCGAGCUAGGUGCCACGCACGAAGACGAACUAAACGUCUCAGCUCCGCCCUUUGCCGGAGGCCCCUUUAAUCUAGAGGAAGAAGGCGAUUACUAUGAUGACAAUGAGACAGAAACUCAAGAUUACUUCGAGGAAAACGUGGAUGGCUACAGUUCCAGAAAGCCGACAUUCUGUGGUGCCGCCUGCCGAGAGACCAGGAAAAAUGUCCGAAUAGCCGGCAUCCAGCAAACUAUUCUGAGCAUGCUAAAAAUGUCCAGUGCUCCCAAUAUUAGCAAAGAUUCGGUGCCUACAUUCCCAACGUUGAACCGCCUUAUAAAAGAGUACAAUAAACUCGAGGGCAUGUUAAGUGACCAGCCGUAUGAUACCUCGGUCAGGGAGGACAUAGACGAGGAUGAGGUCACUGAGACUAAGACCAUGUUCCAGGGUGCAGUCACAGAUGUAACCCAGAUACAGCUUGAUUUCAACAUAUCCCACUACGCCUACAUCCACCCUCCCAACAUUGAACCUGAGAUGGUCGCGAGCGCUGACUUGUGGGUGUAUCUUAAAAAACCACGGGUGGGGGAGAAGAAAUUUCAAAUCAACAUACAGGUCUUGUACAUUCUGGUGGAGGAGUCGUAUAAAUACCGAAAACUUGUCACGGAGAUCAUCCACAGCGAGGACGUAUGGUCAGACAAGGUCGGGGGGUGGCGCAAGUUUAAGUUCACUUCCGUUCUGAAGAAGGAGCUAAAAAACAGGAACACGUACGGCGGGCUGCAGCUCAGAGCUGACGAUGGCCACGGCAACAACUUGCUGGUUCACAAGGCGACAGAUACAAAACAGAAACCCUGGCUGGAAAUCAAGAUCCACAAGUCUAAAGGCAAGCGGAGACAGAAGAGGAGCGACACCCUAAUCUGUGGGGAACACACAUCUGAGACCCGCUGCUGUAGGUACCCGCUCUACGUGAGCUUCGCCGAGUUCGGCUGGGAGUGGAUUAUAGCGCCGACUCACGUCAAGGCGGACUACUGCUCCGGCGAGUGUCGUAUGACCAUGCAGGACAGCACGCCCAACAGCUGGAUCAACCAGCAGGUCGGGCGACAGACAGGGGGACCCUGCUGUGCCCCCACCAAGAUGUCGGCCCUGCCCCUCUUAUACUUCAACAACAAUAUGACCAUAGUAUACCAAAUUUUGCAGAAUAUGAAAGUUGAAAAAUGCGGAUGUGCCUAAAAUGGAAUGUGAUUGUACGAAAGUUGAAUAUUUGUUGAUGUGAAAAGAAGUUUGAUUGUGAGUGAUUCUUAGUAUAAGUUAGCGUGUGGGGAGUGUUUGCAGAAAAUAUCUAAUAGGCUACAUUACUGUGGCGAUAAAUUAUAUAAAUAAUUAUGACACAGGCCUUUCAUCGCGUUUGCCUAAGCGGUUUUUAUGCUAUGUUUGAAAAGAGACAAGGUGUGGUGAUGACUGAACUUUGUGAUUCAAACGUUUACAAAUAUUUGUGGACAAGCAUUAACUAUUUAAGAAAUUAACUUUGUAAAUGUACGCCGCUAAGACAGAGACGUGUGUGGGUGAAUGAAACUUAAAAACAAUGCACAUGCAUUUAUGUGAUAUUGCUCAAAACUGUACCAUCCAUUUUGACCAUAUUUUAAAGUAAUUUCCUUACCGGAUUUCCCCGCUUUAUAUAUGUUUGUUGACAUGCUUUAAGCGUGCCCAUAUUGACAUUACUUGCAACUAAUUAGCUUAAACAAUAUAAUUUUGUAUUUAAUUGUAUUUAAAUGCACUUUUCUUCUUGCUAAUUUAAUUGUGAUAUAUUUGUUUACUUCAAAAAAUCAACUGUGUUAAACGACAGGACAAUGUUCAACAGCGCCUUCCAUGCGAUGUAUGGACGUGUUUUCAUCGUUCUGUGUAACAGUCCGUCCACCUAGUCGGCCUUCGAUGCGAUGUAUGGACGUGUUUUCAUCGUUCUGUGUAACAGUCCGUCCACCUAGUUGGCCUUCGAUGCGAUGUAUGGACGUGUUUUCAUCGUUCAAUGUAACAGUCCGUCCACCUAGUCGGCCUUCGAUGCGAUGUAUGGACGUGUUUUCAUCGUUCUGUGUAACAGUCCGUCCACCUAGUCGGCCUUCGAUGCGAUGUAUGGACGUGUUUUCAUCGUUCUAUGUAACAGUCCGUCCACCUAGUCGGCCUUGCACUAGCCUGUUGUUAUGUCGCCAGUACGUUUGGACGCCGAGUCAAGUACAUAAUUAUGACAUAUAGGUCAUAGAACAGUCGUGCGCUGUAUGCUAUUAUAUAUAUUUUUACGUCGUCAAUUUGUAGAAAAAAAUUAUGUUUAUGAGCAAUAUAUCAAUGAGUAGCUAGUCCUAUCUCAUAGAAUAAUUACUGUAUCUCGGUGCUUUGUUUCCUUGUUUUUCUUUUUUUUCCGUUUAGUUUUAUCCUAAAUUGUGUUCCGUUAGUUUUUUUCCUAAAUUUGUUCCGUUUAUUUUUCUCUUAUUUAGGCCUACCUUUGUGGAACAAAGGAAUGGCAUCCUUCGAAAAUAAUCUGUAGAUGCCCAUAAAAUAUAUUUUAAAUCGAUUAAGUGGUUUUUGUAUGACUUUUCUUAAGAUUUGACGUACUGGUAUUAGUACUUUCCAAAAUAAUUUGAAAAACGCAACAAAAAAAAUGUUUGUUUAUUUUUUAAAUUUCCCCACGGAAAAUGUAAACAAAAAUGGCCUAUUGUGUUGCUUUUAAAAAUAUAAGUUUAUUGAAAAUAAUCACCGGAAAAUUUUUAUGACAUUGAUUCUUAAAAUAUGAAAUUUCUAAAACUUUUUUGGUUAAAAAUUUUGACAGUUUUUUUUUCUAUCCAUUUCAAGAAUAAUGAUUGAGGGGGGGGG